Messenger RNA from Fonticula alba, 2558 nucleotides. RefSeq lists its product as hypothetical. The record is from RefSeq and is a predicted model, not a curated record. The transcript has 3 exons. Lineage: Eukaryota; Rotosphaerida; Fonticulaceae. Bases 147 to 2558 code for a protein of 803 amino acids. Gene Ontology annotation, molecular function: protein binding.
CCUCAGCUCUUGGUCUCCGCCCAGGCCACCCCAUGACCCGUGUUGGAUAGCUCUUAGUGCUUCUUGAAAGCUGCUCCGCAGCCCCUCGUCCAAAGCCCAUCCCCCUGUGCAAGUGCAUCGCCGCGUGCACCCGCCGCCGGAAUACCAUGCUGCCCUACCAGUCGCCGCCUGUUGGAGGCUACUCAACAGCUCCCUUCCCACUGCCGGGCCCGCCGCCCCCGUGCGCCACCUCCGUGCCGACCAUCUCCCAUCCGCUGCACACGUACCUGAGGCGAUGUGUGCUCAGCAAGUCGUCGCCGUAUGGGGCUGUGCAGGCCUUUUCCCCGGGGGCGGGGAGCUCGCCCGCGUUGGCCGCGGCCGAGACCGGGCCGCAUGCUCCGGCCGAGACCGCCGCCGCCGCCGCCGCCGCCGCCGCCGGGCCAGACCAGUCAGCCGGCCUGGUGCCCGACCAACAGCGCCCUCCCGGGCCGGUGGACGCUUCGCCCCCGGCAGGCGCCACCACCGGGGGGCCCAUGUGCCAGGCUGGCCAAGGGGCCUGCAUUCGGGUGCAUGAGUCGCCGAAGCCGGGCUCCCGGCCGGCUGCCCGCGGGGGCGCCCCCCCGGCGGCCGGCGAGCAGUCCGACGACAGCGCCGGCGCCGGGCCCAAGUCCGAGUCCUCCCUGUCGCAGCUGACCGCCAAUGAUGACCACUCCGACAGCCGCCUGCUGGCCGCGCACCGGAUGCACUCGACCGACCACUCGAUGGAUGCCCUGGCCGAUGGGGCAGCCUCCGAGCGCCAGGAAGAGGGCAGCUCCGGCGACCUGCACGCCCUGCCGGCCGCCGAUGACUCAGCAGCCCCCAUGGCCACGGCCACCCCCAGCCAAGGGGGAGCCGAGGGGUCCCGAGAGGUGGACAUGCUCGAUGGCCCGGAGCAGGAUGACCUGCUGGCCACGGUGCCGGCCGCGCACCAUCAGCUGGCCGGCAUGGCCACCCUCCCCUACUCCGCUUCGGAGGAGGACAUGCGCCGGCCGGCAGGCGGCCCCGACUCGCAGGGCUUCUACCCGCAGGAGGACCAGGGAAGGGAGGCCAGCGAUCAGGAUGCCCGCUCCUCCAAUGAUCGCCUGACGGACACCAUGCCGACCGGCAUGCCGGCGCCCCUGGCCGAGGGGAAGUUCGAGAUGCCGGUGUCGGCGGCCGGCGCCGGCACCGGGCCCGGGGACUUCGCCCGCCCGACCACGGGGGGGGGGCCCGCUUCGGCCCCCGGCGCCGGGCUCUGGCCCGCGGCCAAUGCCGAGGAGAUGCUGCUCCCGGCGGUGGCCACCCAGCUCGGGGUCGAGGGGGGCGCCCGCCAGCAGCCGGGCCAGGACCCCGGCGGGGCCACCGGCCACGGGCCAUUCCACCCGGGCACCGACAGCCAGUGGUGGUGGUGGUAUCCGCCGGGGAACCCGGUGCCGCUGGACCCGGCCACCAUGUCCCUGCUGGCCGAGGCCAGUGCCGGCUCUCGAGGGUCCGGCAGCGGCCCCGGCGGCCCCUACCACCAAGCGGCCGCCAUCCCGCUGGCCUUCGUCGAUUCAAGCGGCUCGCCGCCGGCCCACACGUCGGGCCUCGGGCCCGGGGUCCUUUCCUCGCCGGGCGCCGCCGCGACGGCGGCCGCCACCGUCGUCACCGCUGGGAGCCUCCCGGCCGGGGGUCUACGGCGCGGGGUGCAUUUGACCGCCCGCGGGGGCGGCAUUCAGCGCCCUUUCGGGCAUCCCGGCAAGCUGCACGCCAGCUUGGUCUUGCCACUGGCCUUCAACACGCCGUAUGUCCAGCCGUCUCCCGGGUCAUCGGGGAUUGCGGGCGCGGCGGCCGGGGUGACCGGCGCUCCGGCGGGGGCCAUUUCCAGCACCGCCGGCGGGGCCGCCAGCACCCUCAUCGACGCCGAUGCCCAGCGCAGCGACGGCGAGGCCUCCCGGCACAUGGUCACCCUGCCGUCGGAGGGAGGCUCGCUCUUUUGCGGGCGUGACCACCACAUUUGUGCCCUCUGGAUCAAUGACAUCCACUGCUCCAGAAAGCAUGCCGAGAUUGUGCUCGAGUCCUUCCCCCGGCGAAAGGUCACCCUGCGCCUGUUCGGCUCCAACCCGACCAAGGUGUACCGGUCAUUGCCUUCCAGCAGCUCCCUGGUCAACCCGCGGUCAUAUUCGCAGUUGACAUCCAACCCGGCCGGGAUGCUGGGCAGCGCGGUGGUGGCCGGGGCCAAGUCGGCUGCGGCCCAGGUGGCGGCCGCCGGGCAAAACGGCGGCCCCCCCAUCGGCAUGCCGGACCUCAGCUCGCCCUCGAAUGCCUCGGCCGCGGCACACUGGUGGUGGUGGGGCGGCGCGCCGGACCCCGCGCCGGUGGAGUUUUCCUCGGUCACCGGCCAGGGGCAGCUGUCCCAGUCGUGGACCGUGCGCGAGCCCUCGCCACCUCAGACGGCUAUCUUUGUACUUGUCCGAGACGACCGCCUGGAGCUCCGGGAUGGUGACACCGUGGUCUUCCCCAAGGACCAUGCCUAUGUGGUGCACAUCGAACGUGGCGACGAGGGCCUGCUCGGACGGUAA